Messenger RNA from Perkinsus marinus ATCC 50983, 1254 nucleotides. RefSeq lists its product as hypothetical. Gene Ontology annotation, cellular component: endoplasmic reticulum membrane. The transcript has 4 exons. The record is from RefSeq and is a predicted model, not a curated record. Gene Ontology annotation, molecular function: hydrolase activity, acting on ester bonds. Gene Ontology annotation, biological process: GPI anchor biosynthetic process. Lineage: Eukaryota; Perkinsozoa; Perkinsida; Perkinsidae. The coding region runs from base 1 to 1254 and encodes 417 amino acids.
AUGCUCCCCUUGACGUUCCUCCUCUCGAGCAUCACCCUCGCCCAGCUCUCAGCAGCUGAUGGUAGUCGUGACGCCCGGUACAUGCUGUGCACAGCGGAGUGCCGAUUCGAAUGCCAGCCUCCUGUGUAUGGACUCAUACAGCAUGGCAGCGUCGAUCCUCGGGAUCUUGUCAAGCAUGCUGGUGUUAUCAGUACGGUGCGGUCGGAGCCAGGUGUUUAUGCGUCUCCGAAUUUCUACGACAGACUUUAUCUCGCAUUCGAGGCAGCCUUGACCGACCUCACCAGGGGAGAUCAAUCCCGCCAAGCGGAUGCUGAUACGGCGGUCGACGCGUCUGGCUUUUCACUGGCAACUCCACAGCAGGAGUUGGGCAAAGUGCUCCGACUUACUGGUUGGAGCUGUGAAGAUAACUGUGAUUAUGAAUGCAUGCAUAUCAAUCAUAAACUCCGGGUUGAGAACGGCGAGCCUAUUGUAAAGUAUGGUGGUAAAUGGGCCUUCACUCGAGUCCUCGGUAUGCAGGAGCUCAUGUCGGUGGUGUCAUCCCUCCUUAAUGCCCUUCCUCAUGUCAUAUUUCUGUACCAGUGUUACGGGUCGAAGGCAGUCCCUAUAGGAAAGUAUCGUUUUGGUAGAGUAUGGACACUGUAUGCGUGUAUCGGCAUAAUUGUAUGGAUCGCCAGUGCAACCUUCCACACGCGUGACUGGCCUGCCACUGAGGCCUUCGACUACAUGUCAGCCCUCAUGGGAGUAUCAACGGCGUUGGUCACAGGUCUCGUCUACAACUUUGCCGGCGCAAAGGGGGAUAAGGAGCUUCGGGCGUGGCUUCCUGCAAUACCGGUGUACUUGUUCAUUAUAGCGCAUCAGUACUACAUGCUCUUUGUCGACUUCAACUAUGGUUGGAACAUGAAAGUCGCUUGUGCGGUUGGUGCUGUGAUGGUCAUCAGUUGGUGUUACUGGGCCUUCACUCACAGACGUCGGGGGAAGCACGUGAGGUGGAUCUACGUUGCGACCCUUGGUAUUGCUCCCUUGCUGUACGCUUUCGAACUCAACGACUUCCCGCCCUACUUUCUGCUACUGGAUGCGCAUGCGUGCUGGCAUUUCACGACGAUACCCCUCCAAUUCGUAUGGUACCACUUUGUUGAAGCCGACCUGAAGUGGGAAAUGCACCACAGAGUAUCCUCAAAAGACGAGAUCGAUACGGAAAUGGCCAAGUUGGAAGCCGGCGAAGAGCAUACGGCUUUGGCCCGGCGACGAGUUUGA